This is a messenger RNA of Sinocyclocheilus grahami, 2301 nucleotides long. Its product is annotated as serine/threonine-protein kinase Nek1-like. Lineage: Eukaryota; Metazoa; Chordata; Actinopteri; Cypriniformes; Cyprinidae. Gene Ontology annotation, biological process: lipoprotein metabolic process; protein phosphorylation; lipid transport. The coding region runs from base 58 to 1836 and encodes 592 amino acids. The transcript is spliced from 9 exons. The record is from RefSeq and is a predicted model, not a curated record. Gene Ontology annotation, molecular function: protein kinase activity; lipid binding; ATP binding. Gene Ontology annotation, cellular component: extracellular region.
UAAUAUUUAUAUAUAAUAUAUAUAUAUCAUUAAGAUUGAGUAUGUUUCCCCCUAAAGAUGUCUCAGUAUCACAGACUCUCAGACACCAGUGCUGACAGCGGAGCCUCAGAUCACAGCCUGAACGUUUCUGCUGGAGUGAUCAGAGUGCUAAAAGAACAUGGAUACACCAUCGAGGAAGAACUUGGCCGAGGGGCUUCAGGAAUAGCGUUUCUGGUGAAAGACACAGAUGGAGACCCUUAUGUGGUCAAACAGAUGAAUUCCAGAGAUGGGGAGGAGCUGGAUGCAGUCAGAAAUGAAGCUGAGAUCCUGAAAAAUCUGAACUUUGGAUAUAUUGUUACUUAUGUGAAUUCAUUUGAAGAUAGUGAAGCGGGACGCAUUUAUAUUGUGAUGGAGUACUGUGAAGGAGGUGAUCUUUCCAAAGUCAUGGAAACACAUAAAGAAGAACGUUUUUUUGAAGAAAAACAGAUCCUUGACUGGCUUGUUCAGAUUUGUCUGGCUCUGCAGUAUCUCCAUGAGAAGAAAAUUCUUCACAGAGAUAUUAAACCUCAGAAUAUCUUUCUGACUGAAGAUGGUUACAUCAAUCUAGGAGAUUUUGGAUGCUCAAAAGCAUUGGAAAGAGCUGAUGAAUAUGCUAAUUCAGUUGUGGGUGCAAAGCUCUAUGUCAGCCCAGAAGUUUACCAGAAGAAAUACAAUUCCAAGAGUGACAUAUGGUCAUUGGGAUGGUUGCUCCAUGAUCUCUGCAUGCUUGAUGUGUGGGCAGAUGUCAUGCAGCGUCACAUAAUUCAUGCAGUCAGCAUGACAGGAAACCCCCCUCAUAUCUCAGAGAAAUACUCAGUAGAACUGAGAGAAUUAAUCAGACAGAUGCUCAGCCGUGACCCUAAAGACAGGCCUUCAGCUGAAGAUAUUCUAGCAAAACCAUUCCUGGAAGAUGCUGUGAACAGAAACAGCAGAACUCCACAGGCACUGCUACAGAGUUUCAUUAAGUCUAUCAACACCUUUGAUAAGGCCUACAACAAGCACUAUAAAGACCUUGAGGCCUUAGUUAGUGAGUGGGGAAGAAUAACAGAUUCAAUGGAGUCUGCACAUUACAGCGCCACAGCCGGCAGUCUGUCAGGUUCAGUGAUUGGAGCAGCUGGAGGAAUCACUGCAUUAGUUGGUUUAAUUUUGGCACCGUUCACUCUCGGUGCAUCUCUGAUUGUUACUGGUGUCGGUGUUGGAAUUGGAGUUGCCGGUGGAGUAACAGGUGCUGCCUCCACCAUUACUAAUACUGUACAACAAAAAUCAUUCAGAGAGAGCCUUGAACAAAUUCAGCAAAAGUAUAAAUCUGUAAGCGAACCUAUUCUCACACCGCUGAAUACACUGAGAAAGGUACUGAGAAAAAUCACAAAGUUCAGUUUUUUUUUUGGCACCUCAACUUUUGACAAUGUACAAAUAUCAUGCAAUUUAGACAAAAGAAAUAUGUUGUGUGCCACACAACUCAUGAAUUUAGGUCUGUUGGCAAAUGUUAGCAGAAUUGCUACUCAGACUGCAAGAGUAGGACGAGUAGUAGCAGAAGCAGUCUCGGGUGUGUUAAGUGGAGUACUAGUCAUACUUGAUGUCGCCUUCAUAGUGAUGGAUUCUGUAGACAUUCACCAGAUGAGACAGGGACCAGUAGAUGAUCCAGAAAAGGUCACAUCCAGUGUUCUCAAAUCCAUUGCAGAGAUGAGGAGAACACAUAAUGAGCUUUGCAAUGUCCAGAAGGAAAUGCAGAAAACAAGAGAGGAACUAAAAGACUAUAUAGAAUUGGCCAAGGAUGACAGGGAAAUAGACAAUGAUUUAAAUAGUUUAAACAUAUAGAUAUGAUUUCAGUCUGAGAAUCAGGAAACCUCCUAUAUUGCUCUGAGACCAGAAUUCAUGUGUGUAGCAUGAGGUUGAGUUUUUGUGAUUAUAUCAAGUUAAGUCACCUUUUGUUUAUAUAGCGCUUUUUACAAUAUAGAUUUUACAAAACAAAGCAGGUUUAAAAUGAUAACAGGAAAAACUAUGCAACAAAGUUUGAAGAAAAAGUGCCAUUGUUUAGCUUGAGUCAGUUCAGUGUUGACUCAUGUCCAUUGUAAAGAUCUUCAAUUAUUCAUUUAUUUGAUUUAAUCUAUUCAGUAGCUCUGGAGAAAACAGCGAUGUCAUAGUCCAUUCAGUUCAGUUCUCGUAUAAUAGUGUCAAUGCAGUCAGAUCAAUAAUAUAGUUGAAUAGUAGGUGUCCACAACUAAACAAGCCAGAGGCGACAGUGGCAAGGAACUCAAACUCCAUUAGGUGACAGAAUGGAGA